Molecule: messenger RNA, 1606 nt
Organism: Lolium rigidum
Lineage: Eukaryota; Viridiplantae; Streptophyta; Magnoliopsida; Poales; Poaceae
Product: berberine bridge enzyme-like Cyn d 4
Exons: 1
Coding region: 19-1572 (517 amino acids)
Molecular function (GO): FAD binding; oxidoreductase activity
Source: RefSeq, a predicted model, not a curated record
UGCACGAGAGGGGCGAAAAUGGCGCUGUCCACAGGCACAGCUCUCCUGCUCGCAGUUUGCUUCCUCGCUUGCUACGCGUCCGUCCCGUCCUUAGCUGCCUCCGGCGAGUUCCUCCAGUGCCUCUCGGGAAACAUCCCCAGCCAGCUCGUGUUCACGCCAAGCUCGCCGUCCUUUACUUCUGUCCUGGUGUCGUCAAUCAGGAACCCGAAGUUCUUCACCCCGACAACGGUGAGGCCGGUCUGCAUCGUGACGCCCACCAACGCGUCCCACGUCCAAGCCGCCGUGGUCUGCGGCCGCCGCCACGACGUGCGCGUCCGCGUGCGCAGCGGUGGGCACGACUACGAGGGCCUCUCGUACCGGUCCGAGCGCCCCGAGACGUUCGCCGUGGUCGACCUCGAAAACCUCCGCGCCGUGCGAGUCAACCGUCGCGCGGCCACCGCGUGGGUGGACUCCGGCGCAACUCUGGGGGAGCUGUACUACACCGUCGCCAAGGCGGCACCCGGUCUCGCGUUCCCGGCGGGUGUGUGCCCGACCAUCGGCGUGGGCGGCCACUUCAGCGGCGGCGGCAUGGGUAUGAUGAUGCGCAAGUACGGGCUCUCCGUCGACAACGUCCUCGACGCCACGCUGGUCGACGCAACAGGGCGGCUGCUGGACAAGAAAGCCAUGGGGAGGGACCUCUUCUGGGCCAUCCGCGGCGGCGGCGGCGGGAGCUUCGGCAUCGUGCUGUCAUGGAAGGUCAGACUCGUGCCGGUCCCACAGACAGUGACGUUCUUCAACAUCCAGAAGAGCGUCGACCAGGGUGCGGUCAAUGCCGUGACCAAAUGGCAAACGAUCGCGCCGGCCCUUCCAGAGGACCUCAGCAUACGGGUGAUCGUGCAGAGCAAGCAGGCUCUCUUCCAGUCCCUGUAUUUCGGCAACUGCAGCGCCAUCGUGCGGACCAUGAGCAGCCAGUUCCCUGAGCUCGGCAUGACACGCGCCGACUGCCGGGAGAUGAGCUGGCUGCAGUCCACGGUCAACAUCAACUCCGGCGACGCCAACAUCACCGUGGAGACGCUCCUCAACAGGACGACCAGCCUCAACACCUUCACCAAGAACAAGUCCGACUACGUCAAGCAGGCCAUCACGGAGGCCUCGUGGGAGAAGAUCUUCCCCUGGUUCAACAACGCGGGCGCCGGGAUCAUCAUCCUGGAGCCUCACGGUGGAAGUGUGGGCAGCAUCGCUGACGCCGAAACACCGUACCCUCACCGGAGCGGCGUCCUCUACAACAUCCAGUACGUCGCGUUCUGGACGGGCAACGGCACCGACUCGCCGAACUGGAUCAGGGGCCUGUACGACUUCAUGGAGCCGCUGGUGAGCAAGACCCCGAGGGGUGCGUACGUGAACUACCGGGACCUCGACAUUGGGGAGAACACGGUAAUCGGUGGCGUCACGAGCUAUGAAACCGGCAAGGUGUGGGGUGAGCAAUACUUCGGGGGAAACUUCAAAAGACUCGCCAUCACAAAGGGAAAGGUGGACGCCGACGACUACUUCAGGAACGAGCAGAGUGUGCCGCCACUUGUCUCGAGGAUGUAAAUAAGUACCUGGUUUAAAAUAGGGUAAUGCUAUG